Molecule: messenger RNA, 1998 nt
Organism: Lindgomyces ingoldianus
Lineage: Eukaryota; Fungi; Ascomycota; Dothideomycetes; Pleosporales; Lindgomycetaceae
Product: ATP synthase-like protein subunit alpha
Exons: 6
Coding region: 119-1783 (554 amino acids)
Biological process (GO): proton motive force-driven ATP synthesis; proton transmembrane transport
Molecular function (GO): ATP binding; proton-transporting ATP synthase activity, rotational mechanism; ADP binding
Source: RefSeq, a predicted model, not a curated record
GCAACUUUCUCUCCCCCAGAGCUUUCAACCGCUUUUCAUCACAAUCUCCCCUCUGUCCUUCUGCAUCAAUCUCAAUUGAUCGCAGACACGUCCGAACAGCCUCUUGAGCUCAUCGGAAAUGUUCUCAAGAGCCAUUCGCCAGUCGAGCCGACGGGUCGCUGCAAUCUCUGCCUCUGGCAGAAUUGCUUCGACCCGAACCACACCCGCCGUCUUCAACACCACGACGAAGCAGGUUCGAAGCUAUGCCUCCGAUGCCAAAGCCGCUCCUACCGAGGUCUCUUCCAUCCUCGAGCAGAGAAUCCGCGGUGUGCAGGAGGAGGCUGGCCUCGCCGAGACUGGACGUGUGCUCUCUGUCGGUGACGGUAUUGCCCGUGUCCACGGUAUGAGCAAUGUCCAGGCUGAAGAGCUAGUCGAGUUCGCUUCUGGUGUCAAGGGCAUGUGCAUGAACUUGGAAGCUGGCCAAGUCGGUGUUGUGCUUUUCGGUUCCGAUCGAUUGGUCAAGGAAGGUGAGACUGUCAAGCGGACGGGAGAGAUUGUUGAUGUCCCAGUCGGUGAGGCUCUUCUCGGCCGUGUCGUUGACGCCCUCGGAAACCCGAUUGAUGGAAAGGGCCCUAUCAAGACCACCGAGAAGCGCCGUGCCCAGCUCAAGGCCCCCGGCAUUUUGCCCCGUCGUUCCGUCAACCAGCCUGUGCAGACUGGUCUCAAGUCUGUCGACGCUAUGGUUCCCAUUGGACGUGGCCAGCGUGAAUUGAUCAUUGGAGACCGUCAGACCGGAAAGACUGCCGUCGCCCUGGACACUAUGCUCAACCAGAAGCGAUGGAACAACAGCAACGACGAGACCAAGAAACUUUACUGUGUCUACGUUGCCGUUGGUCAGAAGCGAUCCACUGUUGCUCAGUUGGUCAAGACGCUCGAGGAGAACGACGCUAUGAAGUACUCUAUCAUCGUUGCUGCCACUGCCUCCGAAGCCGCUCCCCUACAGUACAUUGCUCCCUUCACUGGUUGCUCUAUGGGCGAAUGGUUCCGCGACAACGGCAAGCACGCUGUCAUCAUCUAUGAUGACUUGUCCAAGCAGGCUGUCGCCUACCGUCAAAUGUCUCUCCUGCUCCGUCGUCCUCCUGGGCGUGAGGCCUAUCCCGGAGAUGUCUUCUACCUCCACUCCAGACUCCUAGAGCGUGCUGCCAAAAUGAACGACAAACACGGUGGUGGCUCUUUGACUGCCCUGCCCAUUAUUGAAACCCAGGGUGGUGAUGUGUCUGCGUACAUUCCCACCAACGUCAUUUCCAUCACCGAUGGCCAGAUCUUCUUGGAAGCCGAACUUUUCUACAAGGGUGUCCGACCUGCCAUCAACGUCGGUCUUUCCGUGUCCCGCGUUGGUUCCGCUGCCCAGCUCAAGGCAAUGAAGCAAGUCGCCGGUUCCCUGAAGCUCUUCUUGGCCCAAUACCGUGAAGUUGCUGCUUUCGCCCAGUUCGGUUCUGACUUGGAUGCUGCUACGAAGCAGACCCUGAAUCGUGGUGAGCGUCUCACAGAGCUCCUCAAGCAGAAGCAGUACUCGCCCAUGGCUGUUAACGAGAUGGUUCCUCUGAUUUUCGCUGGUGUUAACGGUCUUUUGGACAAUGUUCCUGUCAACAAGAUUCUCCAGUGGGAGUCUGACUACCUAGCCCAUCUCCGAUCCAACGAGUCUGAUGUCUUGGCCCAGAUCGAGAGGGAAGGUGCGCUUAGUAAGGAGCUGGAAGGAAAGCUGAGGGAUAUUGCCGUGAACUUCACCAAGGCCUUCGUGUAAAGGCAGGGUUCUAGGUGUGGGUAAUCUCUUUCCAAGGUUUUUACGGGUCAAAAUGUGCUGAUUGGUCUCUGAGAAUAGAUGUAUAAUAGAAGAUGCGUUCUCGCCAUCAGCUGUCUGAAUAUGGAAAGUUCUCUCCGAAUAGCUAGAAGCGGUCCAAACCACUCAAAAACCGAUUCACCUCUUGCUCCUCCGCCAAUUCCCUUUUUUGUCAGCCG